UAUAAACCCUCAACUUCUACCUUCCACAGAGUAGUACUAACCCUAAAUCCUGAGUGAGCGCCUCCGCUUCCAGUGAGAAAAAACAGUCAACCAAAGAUGACAUUCAAGAGAAGGAACGGUGGGCGCAACAAGCAUGGCCGCGGCCACGUCAAAUUCAUCCGCUGCUCCAACUGUGGAAAAUGCUGCCCCAAGGACAAGGCAAUCAAGAGAUUCCAAGUCAGAAACAUAGUUGAGCAAGCAGCUGUCAGGGAUAUCCAGGAAGCUUGUGCUUUUGAUGGAUACACCCUUCCUAAGCUGUACGUGAAGGUGAACUACUGUGUUUCAUGCGCCAUUCACUCGAAGGUUGUGAGGGUCCGCUCUGUUACUGACAGGAGAAACCGUGAGCCACCACAGCGUUUCAGGCGCCCAAGGGAUGACCUUCCUAAACCAGGACAGCCUCCUCGUGUUGGUGGUCCACCUGCUGCUGCCCGUACCUAAUUAUUUCGCCUGCUUAUUUGCUGCUAGACUUCCAUGCAUUUGUGUUUUCUAUGUAGUUUUGCAAAGACAUCUGAUCAAUGAUUGAUCUGCAACUUAAGUUUUGAAUUUUUUUAAGUUUUGUUACAGUUAAGACUUUUUAUAUGACCAGUUUGCACUGUUUUAUGAUAUUUCAUUAUACUAUGUUUUAA
Salvia splendens (bonfire salvia) is the source of this 665-nucleotide messenger RNA. Its product is annotated as 40S ribosomal protein S26-1. Gene Ontology annotation, biological process: translation. Bases 97 to 477 code for a protein of 126 amino acids. Gene Ontology annotation, molecular function: mRNA binding; structural constituent of ribosome. Gene Ontology annotation, cellular component: ribosome; cytosolic small ribosomal subunit. The record is from RefSeq and is a predicted model, not a curated record. The transcript has 5 exons. NCBI's taxonomy places the organism in Eukaryota, Viridiplantae, Streptophyta, Magnoliopsida, Lamiales, Lamiaceae.